This is a messenger RNA of Salarias fasciatus (jewelled blenny), 1110 nucleotides long. RefSeq names its product even-skipped homeobox 1 (gene evx1). Gene Ontology annotation, cellular component: nucleus. Gene Ontology annotation, molecular function: DNA-binding transcription factor activity, RNA polymerase II-specific; RNA polymerase II cis-regulatory region sequence-specific DNA binding. Lineage: Eukaryota; Metazoa; Chordata; Actinopteri; Blenniiformes; Blenniidae. The record is from RefSeq and is a predicted model, not a curated record. Bases 1 to 1110 code for a protein of 369 amino acids. Gene Ontology annotation, biological process: regulation of transcription by RNA polymerase II. The transcript is spliced from 3 exons.
AUGGAAAGCAGAGAGGAGAUGGUGAUGCUGGCGGAGGGAGGUCAGCACGCCAAGAACGGCUCCAAUCUGUCGGAAGGCAUCGGGAGCCCCGUGCGGGAGCCGCAGGGGAAGCACAGGAGCUGCCUGAGCCCCGGCGCUGCGCCCUACUCCCGGGACCGGAGCGAGCUGCUGGCGGAGGAAGGCGCACGGAGGAGUAUGUGCGCCGACGUGAGACCCGUGGGCACGUCUUCCUCCGGAGACAGGCAGCGGGCUGACCAUCCUCACAAAGACGGCAGCAGCUCGGACACAGAGUCGGACUUCUAUGAGGAAAUUGAUGUCAGCUGCACGCCUGAGAGCAUGGACUACCCGACAUCUAAAGGUCGAAAUGGGGAUUCUCCGAGUCACCCCGGUGAUCCCGGUGCUGACCCGGGUCGGACGGUCCCGGGUCAGGGCUCUCUGUCCUACUCGGCGGACCAGAUCCGUCGGUACCGGACGGCCUUCACCCGGGAGCAGAUCGCCCGGCUGGAGAAGGAGUUUUACCGGGAGAACUACGUGUCCAGGCCGCGGAGAUGCGAGCUGGCGGCCGCCCUAAAUCUCCCCGAAACCACCAUCAAAGUGUGGUUCCAGAACCGCAGGAUGAAAGACAAACGCCAGCGCCUGGCCAUGACAUGGCCUCACCCCGCCGACCCCGCCUUCUACACCUACAUGAUGAGCCACGCGGCGGCCACCGGGAACCUGCCCUACCCCUUCCCAUCCCACCUGCCGCUCCCCUACUACUCCCACCUGGGCGUCGGGGCCGGCUCGGCUCCCGCCGCCACCCCUUUCUCCAACCCCCUGCGCUCCCUUGACAGUUUCCGGAUGUUGUCUCACCCUUACCAGAGGCCGGAGCUCCUGUGCGCCUUCAGGCACCCCUCCCUGUACCCCGGCCCCACUCACGGCCUGGGCCCCGGGGGGAGUCCCUGCUCCUGCCUGGCCUGCCACUCCAGCCAGACCAGCAGGCCAUCCGGCUCGGACUUCACGUGCUCCCCAACAAGCAGGACUGACGCUUUCGUCACUUUCACGCCCUCGGUGCUCAGCAAAUCCUCAUCUGUGACAUUAGACCAGAGGGAAGAAGUGCCUCUGACCAGAUAA